Molecule: messenger RNA, 1839 nt
Organism: Penicillium bovifimosum
Lineage: Eukaryota; Fungi; Ascomycota; Eurotiomycetes; Eurotiales; Aspergillaceae
Exons: 3
Coding region: 1-1839 (612 amino acids)
Biological process (GO): fatty acid metabolic process
Molecular function (GO): NAD+ binding; oxidoreductase activity, acting on the CH-OH group of donors, NAD or NADP as acceptor
Source: RefSeq, a predicted model, not a curated record
AUGAUGUCACCAAACUGGGAACCUCCGCGAGACUACCGUAAUCGUCCAGUCGCCAUCCUCGGCGCAGGUGUUCUGGGCCGACGAAUAGGAUGCAUCUGGGCUUCUGCCGGCUACGAUGUCCGAAUUCGAGACCCCAGCGCUCAGCAGCGAGCAGAUGGACUUGCAUACAUUCAGGAGAAUGUCGACUCAUAUCCCGCAAAGGCAAACAAAGCCCAUGGCUCGUUUGAGGCUUUCGAAGACAUGAAGCAAGCCCUCGAGAAUGCCUGGCUUGUCAUUGAAGCUGUUCCAGAAAAGAUCGACCUCAAGAUCGCCACUUUCGCUGAAUUAGAGGCCUUUGCCCCGGAUGAUUGCAUUCUGGCCACCAAUUCAUCCUCAUACAAGUCUUCCGAAAUGAUCAGCCAGGUCUCAGAAUUGACUAAAACACGAAUCCUGAACAUGCACUAUUACAUGCCGCCAGUAUGUAUGGUUGUGGAACUGAUGACGGAUGGAUACACUGCCCAGGAGAUAUUCCCUUUCAUGGUUGAGCGCUCCAAGGAAGCUGCCAUAAUUCCGUAUGUGGCAAGAAAGGAGUCAACUGGGCUCAUCUUCAAUCGCUUAUGGGCUGCCAUGAAACGCGAAGUCUUGACCAUCUUAGCCGAGGGUGUUUCGGUGCCGGAGGAGAUUGAUGCUAUGUGGAAAGAACUGUUCCUCAAAGGAGGGAACCUUCCCUGCCAGACAAUGGACAAUGUUGGUCUAGACACCGUUGCAUUUAUCGAAAGUCAUUACGUCAAUGAACGCGGGCUCUCUCCGGAGAAAACGGUUGACUUUUUGAAAAGCAAGUACCUCGACCACGGUAAACUUGGGUCAAAGUGCUCGAAGGGUGGUCUCUAUCCUCCUGUUGACCAGUCAACUGUCAUCAAGCCCAAUCCUAGAACAGAACCCGAAAUUUUGGUGCUGGAUCUGGGCUUGUCAGCCACCCCUCCCACCACCACAGCCGGAGAGAUCAUCAGGAUUUCUGCAGAUGGUAAGCUACCAAAAGCAAUUCUGAAAGGCCAAUAUUUGCCCGAUGGGAUUGCUGUGCACUCACCCUCCCGCCGCAUGUUCUGGACUUGCAUGGGUGUCCCAGGAAAGUCGGAGGGAGCCGUUUACUCUGCCAACGUGGACGGCACCGAUCUCAAGAUCCUUGUUGCUCCCGGAAUCAUCAACACGCCAAAACAGCUGGCUCUGGACCCCGCCGCACAAGCUGUCUAUUUUUGUGACCGUGAAGGGUGCCGAGUCUACCGCUGUGCGUUUGACGGCUCCAAUCUUGAGAUCCUGAUUGAUAGAUAUCGCCAAGAUCCCACCCCAGAAGAAGCUAGCUAUAGAUGGUGUGUGGGCGUUGCCGUGAGCCCCAGUCAGGGUAAAUUCUACUGGACUCAAAAGGGUCCGUCGAAGGGUGGCCACGGGCGAAUCUUCUGCGCCAAUAUCGUAACCCCCACAGGUCAAUCACCUGAUGCUCGGGAUGAUGUCCAGUGUAUUCUGUCUGAUCUCCCUGAACCGAUUGAUUUGGAUGUGCACGAACCCUCUCGCACGCUGUACUGGACUGAUCGUGGCGAAUUGCCCUGGGGCAACUCGCUGAACAGAAUGAGGUUGGGCGAAGACGGGCUUCCUCUGCCAACCGACUCCUCACGAAAGUAUGAGAUGAUCACCAGGAAUCUGAAUGAGGCGAUCGGUCUGAAAUUGGAUACCGUCAAUUCCCACAUCUAUCUCACUGAUUUGGGCGGAUCGAUCUAUCGCUGCGAUCUUGAUGGCACCCACAAGGAAAAGCUUCGCUCUGACGACAACCGAGCCUUUUCUGGGAUUGCUCUUCUAUGGCCUUGA